CCGCAUUCUCUUCUUCCUCCUCUCCUCUCGACCCCCACUACCUCAGACCAAUCAUCCCCUCCCAUCCAGAGCUCGUGUCCUUCCAGUAGCUUCCACAACAGGGGCCGUGCGAUCCAGAAGAUGGCAGCACCUAACACAUGAAACACCCGUUGGUUGAUGUUCAUGGCGUCCUGCUGACCCAAAACGUGUCGCGGUUUCAAGAGGCUAGCUGCUCCAGGCACAGAGGAAGAGACCACUUGCCCUUGAUCCACAGCACAGGCCACCAGUGCAGAGCCCUUGCUGCCACAAUGCAGAUCAAUGCUAGUACUAGUAAUCUGAUGGCGACAAGCACACCCUACUAUCCAAAAGAUGCUUUCAGCAUCAACUCGGGAGCUUCUCAUCAUCUGACCGGGAACGUGCAGCUCUUUGACCAAGGAAGCCUCGUCAAUUUCAACGACACCCUCAAGGUGGGCAACGCUUAUGAUAUGAAUAUAGUGGCACGUGGAUCCAUAAGCCACCGCCGCAAUCUCACUCUCCCAGACGUCCGGUAUGUGCCCGGUCUCGGUGUGAACGUCGUGUCUGUUGCACUGCUUGAUGCCAUGGAUUACGACGUCCUGUUUUCCAUGCACGGGUGCUUGGUGAAGGAGAGGCUCGGUGGCGAGGUGGUCGGCAAAGCCACUCUUUUGGAUGGAUUGUACAUGGUGGACUACCUGCGGAUUCCUCUUGACCGCAGCUGCUUACCCGACUACGAAACAGUUGAGGCAGCACUCAGGUUGUGGUAGCAUGCUUGCCCUGCUACCCCUGAGCUCUUCACCGCGACAACAACACGGGUUAGUAUGAGCAAUAUAACCCAUAUACCUUGCAAUGCAGGCGCAACAAUGAGUAUGUUGCAGCAGAGAAACUUUUUUACCUUAAUAUACUACGCAUUUGUGGGCCUUUUUGGAAGAGGGAGAUCUAUAUCGCCUUGAAAUUGCCAUGUUUUGGUUCCAGUUUGUAUUAAAUACUCUUGGGGAUUUGCAAAUUAAUGCCUCUUUUCCAACUAGGCCCUUGCUUCAAUUGGUCUAGUAGUUUAUGUAUGGUAUACUUGUACGAAAGGGCUGAAAACAUGGACCCUUUAUAUAUCAAUAAUAAUGCCAGUUUAUUG
This is a messenger RNA of Setaria italica (foxtail millet), 1123 nucleotides long. RefSeq lists its product as uncharacterized. The record is from RefSeq and is a predicted model, not a curated record. The coding region runs from base 138 to 761 and encodes 207 amino acids. Lineage: Eukaryota; Viridiplantae; Streptophyta; Magnoliopsida; Poales; Poaceae. The transcript has 3 exons.